Lodderomyces parapsilosis is the source of this 630-nucleotide messenger RNA. RefSeq names its product dolichyl-diphosphooligosaccharide-protein glycotransferase. The coding region runs from base 1 to 630 and encodes 209 amino acids. Gene Ontology annotation, biological process: protein N-linked glycosylation. The record is from RefSeq and is a predicted model, not a curated record. Gene Ontology annotation, cellular component: oligosaccharyltransferase complex; membrane. Lineage: Eukaryota; Fungi; Ascomycota; Pichiomycetes; Serinales; Debaryomycetaceae. The transcript has a single exon.
AUGGCAAAGAAAGAUAUAAUAGCAAUCAAGAAAGCGCAGGCAGCUAAAGCCAACACGGCCAAUUCGACAUCCUCCUCUUCCACCACCACUAAUACCACUAGCUCUUCCGAUUCGCUUCUUCCCCAAUCAAAAUCAGUCACUACAACAUUCCAUGAACUUAAAUUGGCGAUAAAUACAACCACCAAUGAUUAUUUUGCAACUUUGACUCCCAAAUUGAAAUUAAUCGACUUGUUUCUUGUGUUUUUAGUAAGUUUGGGUAUCUUGCAAUUUAGUUAUGUGUUAUUGAUUGGUAAUUUCCCCUUUAAUGCGUUCCUUGGUGGAUUCGCUAUAUGUGUUGGACAAUUUGUGUUGCUUGUUAGUUUAAGGUUACAAAUUAAUGAUCAUGGUGCUACUAAGGGAAAAGAAACUGUUGCGGUAAAGACAAAGAGCAACAAGACAACCAAAGGUGGAAAAGAUGCUGAUGGUGAUGAAAUUGAUGAACUUGUUGAAAUUGAUGAUAGUGUUGAUACCGAGGAUGACAAUGACAAGUCCACUAAGGUAUUCACUGGUAUUUCUCCAGAAAGAUCGUUUGCUGAUUUCAUCUUUGCAAGUUUGAUUUUACAUUUCAUUGUCAUUCACUUUAUAAAUUAG